Molecule: messenger RNA, 1191 nt
Organism: Anarrhichthys ocellatus (wolf-eel)
Lineage: Eukaryota; Metazoa; Chordata; Actinopteri; Perciformes; Anarhichadidae
Product: protein CXorf21
Exons: 2
Coding region: 27-965 (312 amino acids)
Biological process (GO): regulation of toll-like receptor signaling pathway
Source: RefSeq, a predicted model, not a curated record
UCUUGGAUGGAAUACAGUCUGCAGCCAUGCUUUGUGAAGGCAGAUUGUUGAGUAUGACCUAUGGUGAAUUGGAGGAGCUGGAUUCACCCCUUCCUCAGAAAGCUCCCCAGAGGGCUUUUGGGCUGCCGAGAGCCGCUGCUACCCUGGUGCCAGGCUCCGUCAGACACACUCCACUCGUUCACCACAACUCCCCCGAGCUGACAGGUUGCAUGGACAACAGGAGCGAUUCAGAGUUGCUCAUUUCUCCGCUGCGGUCCUUGGACAGCAGACAGAUCUCUCCGCAGAUAGAGAUCCCAGCUCCGGCUCGCUCAUUUGGCGAUGCCCCUUUCCUGGUCCCCUCCUUCUGUCAGAGCAUCUGCCAAAACUACAGCGACCUCCACAUUGGAGGCGACCAGGUGCUGCCGCUCUCGACUAAUGAUGGAGAGCUCCGGCUCUGUACUGACGCCCAGGCUGUCGGCCCUUUCCUCCAGUCCUGUGAUGUCCCCCCGGCUGUGGAGGAUUCUCCCCCAGGAAAGACAUCUCAGGGUGGACUUCUGCAUCCACCGAGGGGGGGUUCAAACCGCUGGAGACCGGGGAGUGUCCGUGAUCGGAGCUUUUUGUUCCAGGGCCGCGAAGGUCCGUUCUCCAACUCUCUUCUCAAUCACUACCUGGAGCAGAAACUGUUGGAUUUGUACCAGCAAUACAUGAUGGAGAACAUGGCCAGGGAAGGGGCCCCUGGUACGGAUUCGGCCCCUGGCCCCAUUCGCCCUCUGCUGGGCUCAGAGCUGGUCCUGACCAGCCUAGACCAGAUCACUUUGCAGCUGAGCCGGGAAGGGAACCUGGAGGCCGGCCUGGCCAAGGACAUGGUCCUCAGCUGCCUUCUGCGGGUGGCUGGCGACAUGCAGUCAAGUGUGAUCAGCACUCCCUUUCUGCAGAUUUCAAAUGAGGCAUCCAGGGAGCAACUCACAGAGAAUAAAGAAGAGUAACCCCAGUAUCAAGGCACCCGCCGAAUCAAUUCUCCCUUUCAUUUGAGUUUUAUCACCAUGAAAAUAAAAUCAAACCGAUUACUGUAUUAAUUUAUUUUAUUUUCAUGAGCUGUGGAGAGGAUGGUGUAUGAUUAUAUGAUCAUAUCAAAUGGUGUACGUUCAUGUGGUGAGCUAUUGUUGUGCAGUUUUCCCUCUCUAUAAGGACAAUAAAAACAGGAACUGAAAA